UACACUAUGCUCAUUUUCAGACGCUGCAGUUUUAUGGCAUUUAAUGCAGCCUCUCUCUUUCACUCUUUCUUUUCUCUUUCUCUCUACACAGUCUUGCCUGCAACAGCGAUAGCCUUCCAACCAUCCAUCUUGAUUUCUUGUCAUGCAAUUCAUUCACCUCUUCUCCCAUAUGUAAAAAGAUGUGCUAUGCAGUGCAGUGAAAUGGAAAGAGAUGUAGUACCAGGCUUUUGUCAUAAAAAGCUUUUUGUGGAUGAACCUGAGAGAAUCAAGCUAAGUCCUCCAUGAUUCCUAAUGUGAUCUAUAGUGUUUUUUGUCCAAAGUUGCUGAAAUCCCUCAUGCAUCUAUGUUUACUGGUAAGUGUUUAGUGUUUCUCUCUGCAGAAACAGAAAAAAAUUUAAAUUUUACUCACAUUGGCCUGGGAGAAGAACAGAAAAAGUAGUUGGGUUUCUCUUUAUGUUGUUGCUUUCCCGGUUGUUAUUGCUAAAUUAUUGUCUUAGUUGGGAGUUCUGACCUGGGUAGUUGUUAGUUUUUUUCACAUUCACUUCAACUCUACUGUUUUAUUUGUGGAAGUUCAAUAUAUAUAGUUUGUUUCGUCUUUCCUUAGCCAUGGGGGCAAGGGAGUAUAAUGGUUUUCAGUUCCUUAUAUGGCUUCAGAAGGACAAAAUUUUUCUUCUAGAUAGUGGUUCUCUGCUGGAUUUUGUUUUUGCACAGACACAGGCAUGAGACUCUCUAUUAAGUGGGUAUUUUGUAGUCAUUGAAAGUUGGGGAAGGCUUUUUGUAAUGGGGUAUUUGGUAGGAGAUUUCCUCAAUAGGGUCAUGAAUAUGAACACUUGGAGAGCUGGAUUGCUGGUGGAACUUAUGGUUUUAUCGGAUUUAUUGUGGUUAGUUUCAGGUUUAGGUUCCAUGUCUUCCAUUGCCAUUUCUUAUGGUGAGAAAGGUCCUGUUUUCUGUGGUCUAAAAUCAGAUGGAUCACAUCUUGUAACCUGUUAUGGUGCAAACUCUGCUAUAAUCUAUGGAACUCCAGCUCAUUUUCCAUUUAUGGGUCUAACAGCUGGUGAUGGCUUUGUCUGUGGGCUUCUAGCCGAUUCAAACCAACCUUAUUGUUGGGGUAGCAGUGGUUAUAUCCAAAUGGGUGUUCCCCAGCCCAUGAUUAAAGGAUCUGAGUACUUGGAAAUCAGUGCUGGCGAUUACCAUUUAUGCGGCUUGAGGAAACCCUUAACCGGAAGGCGCAGAAACACUUCUUUGGUUGAUUGCUGGGGCUAUAACAUGACUGAAAACUAUGUGUUUGAUGGACAGCUUGAGUCGAUUUCAGCUGGUUCUGAAUUCAGUUGUGGUUUGUUUUCUCAGAAUAGAACUGCCUUCUGUUGGGGUGAUGACACUAGUAGCCAGGUGGUGAGCUUAAUUCCUAAAAACAUGAGGUUUCAGAAGAUUGCAGCUGGUGGAUAUCAUGUUUGUGGGAUUUUAGAGGGGGUAAAUUCUAGAGCUUUUUGUUGGGGAAGGAGCUUGAACAUUGAGGAAGAAAUCUCUGUGGCCUAUGCGGGUCAAGGAAAUGUAGACUCGGCUCCAAAUGUUCCAAUGCUUUCUGUUGUGGGGGGAAAGUUUCAUGCUUGUGGAAUUAAGAGCUAUGAUCGUGGAGUUAUUUGUUGGGGUUUCAUCAUCAAACCAAGCACCCCGUCUCCUAGUAGCACUAAGGUUUAUGAAAUUGCUGCUGGGGAUUACUUCACUUGUGGAAUUCUUGCUGAGAAAUCUCUGGCACCCUUUUGUUGGGGUCUUGGAUUUCCUAAUUCUCUUCCAAUAGCUGUCUCCCCGGGACUCUGCAAGCCUACUCCAUGUGCUCGCGGUUUCUAUGAAGUUAGCCAAGAGAAUGCCCCUUGCAAGUCUCCUAAUUCUCGCGUUUGCAUGCCAUGCAGCAAUGGCUGCUCUUCUGAAAUGUAUCAAAGUUCUGAAUGCACUUUGAAAUCUGAUAGGCAGUGUGCUUAUAACUGUUCAAGUUGUUUAUCAGCUGAAUGCUUCUCAAAUUGUACUUCAUAUGCCAAUGGCAUUAAUGGAAAGAAGAAUGAAAGGUUUUUGUCACUGCAAUGGCCAGUCAUUGUUGCAGAGAUUGCCUUUGCUGUUUUCUUGGUGAGUAUUGUGUCUUUAACUGCAGUUUUAUAUGUACGCUACAAGUUACGGAAUUGUCAGUGCUCAGGGAAAGGAUCAAAGACCAAGAAGAAUAAUGGGGGUGGUUCUGCAUUCCAAAAUGAUACCAGCAAGAUCCGUCCUGACUUGGAAGAGCUGAAGAUAAGGAGAGCUCGGAUGUUUACUUAUAAGGAACUUGAGAGAGCCACUGAUGGGUUUAAAGAAGAAACCCUUGUGGGGAAGGGAAGUUUUUCCUGUGUUUUCAAAGGGGUUUUGAAAGAUGGGACAGUAGUUGCGGUUAAAAGGGCUAUUACAUCUCCGAACAAGCAAAAGAAUUCAAAUGAGUUUCAUACAGAACUCGAUCUACUUUCAAGGUUGAACCAUGCCCAUUUGCUGAAUUUACUUGGAUAUUGUGAAGAAAGUGGUGAAAGGCUUCUUGUUUAUGAGUUCAUGGCUCAUGGGUCCUUGCAUCAACAUCUUCAUGGGAAAAACAAAGCCCUGAAGGAGCAACUGGAUUGGAUUCGAAGGGUCACAAUUGCUGUCCAAGCAGCACGGGGUAUUGAAUACUUGCACGGUUAUGCUUGCCCACCUGUAAUUCACCGAGACAUUAAGUCUUCAAACAUCCUCAUCGAUGAAGAACACAAUGCCCGAGUAGCUGAUUUUGGUUUGUCAUUAUUGGGACCUGCUGAUAGUAGCUCCCCACUGGCUGAGCUACCAGCAGGAACUCUUGGGUAUCUUGAUCCUGAGUACUACAGGCUUCACUACCUUACAACCAAAUCCGAUGUCUAUAGCUUUGGUGUUCUGCUACUGGAGAUUCUUAGUGGCAGGAAAGCCAUUGAUAUGCAAUAUGAAGAAGGGAAUAUAGUUGAGUGGGCAGUUCCUUUGAUUAAAUCCAGUGACUUAAAUGCAAUUCUGGAUCCCGCUUUGAAGCCUCCUUCUGAUCUUGAUGCCCUGAAAAGGAUUGCAAAUGUGGCUUGUAAAUGUGUGAGAAUGAGAGGGAAGGAGAGGCCAUCAAUGGAUAAAGUGACCACAGCUUUGGAGCGAGCGCUUGCACAGCUAAUGGGUAGUCCAAGCAAUGAGCAACCAAUUUUGCCUACUGAGGUAGUAUUGGGAAGUAGUAGAUUGCACAAGAAGUCCUCUCAAAGAUCUUCGAAUCGGUCAGUCUCAGAAACUGAGGUACCAGAAGCUGAGGAUCAAAGGUUUGAGUUUAGAGCACCUUCAUGGAUAACUUUUCCUAGUGUUACUUCUUCCCAGAGGAGGAAGUCAUCAGUCUCAGAUGCAGACGUUGAUGGGAAAAACUUGGAAGCGAAAAAUCAGGGAAAUGCAGGAAGUGGUGUUGGUGAUGGGUUGAGGAGUUUGGAGGAAGAGAUUGGUCCUGCUUCUCCUCAAGAGAGCUUGUUCUUGCAGCACAAUUUCUAAAAUGCCUUAAAAGCUUCUCAAGCAGAAGUCAGGUUUUAAAUUUUUUGAUUGGUCUUGCUGGGUUUGGAUUAGUUUCUUGGAGGCUGAAAUGUAAAAAGAAGAAUGGGAGGUUGUAAUUUUCUUGAUUUCUAGUGCUACAGUUACAAACUACUAUUGACCACCACCAUGUUGUUUUGUGACUUUCAUCCUAGUUUCUUAUGUAUUCAAUCUUACAGUUUGGUAGUUUUACAGUCUCCAGGACAUUAGAUUUAGCAUCUUAGUAGAUUCCAUUCUUUUAUGUCAUUGUACUGGUUGUAACUCUUC
Quercus robur (English oak) is the source of this 3840-nucleotide messenger RNA. RefSeq names its product serine/threonine-protein kinase-like protein ACR4. The record is from RefSeq and is a predicted model, not a curated record. Gene Ontology annotation, biological process: protein phosphorylation. Gene Ontology annotation, molecular function: protein kinase activity; ATP binding; protein binding. Bases 781 to 3537 code for a protein of 918 amino acids. Lineage: Eukaryota; Viridiplantae; Streptophyta; Magnoliopsida; Fagales; Fagaceae. The transcript has a single exon.